Messenger RNA from Entelurus aequoreus (snake pipefish), 10178 nucleotides. It is a transcript of the gene maml3, whose product is annotated as mastermind-like transcriptional coactivator 3. Bases 791 to 4237 code for a protein of 1148 amino acids. The transcript is spliced from 6 exons. The record is from RefSeq and is a predicted model, not a curated record. Gene Ontology annotation, cellular component: nucleoplasm; nuclear speck. Gene Ontology annotation, biological process: positive regulation of transcription of Notch receptor target; Notch signaling pathway. Gene Ontology annotation, molecular function: transcription coactivator activity. Lineage: Eukaryota; Metazoa; Chordata; Actinopteri; Syngnathiformes; Syngnathidae.
AAACGUCCACUGCAUUAGGACGCUGCUCUUAUCGAGUCCACUUACAGGUCACCAAGACGGGACUAUAGCGGUCCUUCCGGGGAUCCGCACACUGAGCUCCGCGCCGUGUUUUCCGAAUGUCCAUCAGCGGGCUGUUCACAGCCUCGACUCCUGAUAUCACUCCGCUGGCAUGGAGGAUAAGCUUCCCUGGGUAUGGUGAUGGUGGCGAGGGGCCGCCACUGACUACACACUUCCGCCACCGCUUCCGAUAUUCGCCUUUUACGCCGUCGGGACUCCUCUUGAUGCCUAGCAGAAAAACUAGUCGACAUCUUCUUCGGUGUUUGGUUUAAAGCGGUAACCGUGUGACAUGCAAGUUCACUGGGAAACUCCGGAACCCGUUCGGUUGAAGCCACAAAAGUUUUCCUCGAAGGACAACACCGUAUAGCGGCAAGUUUACCGCUGCCGCCGCUGCCCAUCCGCUGGACGGUUGGUGGGUUUGACCGCCGAGUGCCUGCGUUCACACCGUCGCCGUGUUGUUGGUUUUCCGGUGGAGUUGUCACCAGUAGCGGAGAGUCGUUUCAUUGUCAAAUCUGCUCAUAUUUGGGUUUUUUUGUGGGGGAAGAAGACGAGCUAACAACCGUAUGACUUGGAGACUCGGUGCCCUUUAAAGCGCUCACUUCAGCGGCUGCUGCAGCCCUGCUGCCCUGCUCCCGGAGACCCUUCGCUGGGGGUGGACGGUUGGUAGUGGCGGUGGAGACAGGCUGGACGCUGGAGGAAAGCUCCCUCAAAAUAGCAGCCGCUCGGCCCAGUGAUGGGGGACUUUGCCUCCCCCGCUGCCGGACCCAACGGCAGUAUCUGCAUCAACAACAGCAUGAACCCGGUCACCGGGAGCGUGGUGCCCACCGGAGCCGUGGGCAUACCGAAGCACAGCACCGUGGUGGAGAGGCUGAGGCAGCGGAUCGAGGGCUGCCGGAGACACCACGUCACCUGCGAGAACAGGUACCAGCAAGCCCACGCCGAGCAGCUGGAGCUCGAGCGGAGGGAGACGGUCAGUCUGUACCAACGGAGUCUGGAGCAGAGGGCCAAGAAGUCGGCCGGAGGUGGGAGCAAGCAGCCGCAGAUCAAGCAGCCGGACCCGGACUCUGCCUCCUCCACGGAACAGAGGAACAACACGCUUAUCGCGCUCCAGGAGACGGUGAAAAGGAAACUGGACAGUGCAAGGUCACCCCUCAAUGGAGACCAGAAUGGCAUUUGUGAUGGAGGCAGUUAUUCCCCAACAACCAAACGCUUACGGAAGGAGGGCUCUGGUGGUCUGGACUCACUAACAGGUCUUCCCAACAACAACAACAAUGUUCCGCCCAUAUCUCCGCUCCACCACCAAAUUGACGUGAAGCCGCUGAUCAGCGGGCCCAACACUUCCAGCGGAAACAGCACAAACAGCAAUGGUAACCACGUAGGCCGGCUAUCAGACGAGCUUGGGAAGAACGGCGGCGGCCAUCUUUCAGACAUGAAGAUGAACGGCUCCCUGGACUUGGAGGACAGCUUUGGCCUCCUCAAAGAUCUGAAACAGGAGCCGCUGGACGACGGUGGUGGAAUGGAGUCGUCCGAUCCUCAGUCUCUGUCCAAUCAGAACAAACUGUUUUCUGACAUCAACCUCAAUGACCAAGAGUGGCAAGAGCUGAUCGAUGAGUUGGCCAACACCGUACCUGAGGACGACAUGCACGACCUCUUCAACGAGGACUUUGAGGACAAGAAGGAGGCGGACUUUGGCAGACCAGCAAACAAUCAGACCCCAGGGCCACAGGAAGCAGUCAGUAACACCACAGCACCUGGAGGCGGGGCAGUACCACCGACAUCCCUUCCUCCUCUCACUCAAACCCCGCAGGCUGGCCCACAGGUGCCCAUGGGCUCGCCACAGGUCCGACCUUCAUCAUCAGGCCCGCAGUUCGCCACCACCGCCAACGGCACACCUCCUCAGCAACCUCUGCAGCAGUCCCCCGCCGUCGCCAUGGCGUCGGGGUCCCCGUUACACAACUGCGUGGCCCGAUCUCCUCAGACCCCGACUCAGGCUCAGACGCAAGCAGUUUCAAGGCCUGCCAACGGGUACAUGAUGAACCCGGGCCCUGGUGUAAGUCAGGCAGGCACCGGACAGACGGCGUCUGGAGUUGUCCCGGGUCAGCCGGUAGGACCUGUGACGCCGGAACUUUCCCCUGCGGAGCAACUCAAAGCAAUGGCCGCUCAACAACGUGCAAAGUUGCUGCAGCAGAAGCAGCAACAGCAGCAAGCAGCCAACUGGUCUCCAGCGGGACCCCCGACCAGCCCUUACAACGCCGGGCCCUUUAACCAAGACAAACCCAACAGCCCGAUGAUGUAUCCACCACAAGCCUUUAACGCACCACAGCCCCCUCUAGUAGCUGGGAUGCCCCCCAACAAUGGACCUAAAGCUCCCAUGACCAACUACCUCCCUCACAACCACAUGGGCAUAAUGGGCCAGCAGCAGCAGACCCCGCUGUCCAAACAGCAGCAGCAGCAGCAUACAGCGGCCAUGUUGUCGUACAGCAACACCAAACCACUCAGUCACUUCAGCGGCGCCGAUCACAUCGGCCACAGGAUGACCCCGCCCAUGGGCGGCAACGGUCAGGUCAAGAACCCUAUGUUGCCUCCCUACAUGGCCGGGGGAGGCGGCGGGGGCCAGGGGGCCGGGCCGGGGCAAACCCAGGGGCCGAUCCCGGGCCAAACGGCCCAUCUGAGCGAGGAGCAGAAGCGAAUGUUGCUGAUGAAGCAGAAGGUGUUGAACCAGAAUAUCCCCUACAGCAACAUGCAGCCUCACGGACAGGAGCAAGGCGUGGUGGGAAUGUCCCGGCCACCCGGCGCCAUCCCACCUCCACACCCCGCAGGUGGCGUGGCCUCAGGGGUGGGGCCCAACCAGGGCUCGGGUCCACCUCCGGGCUACGUGGGCAACCAGCAGCAAGCGGCCAUGAUGAAACAGAUGAUGGCGAUGGAGCAGGAGAAGAGGGUGCAGAUGCACAUGAUGGAACAGCAGAAGCAGCAGCUCUUCAGAGAGCAGAGGCAGCAGCAGCAGCAACUUCUGGCCGAGCAGCUCCAACAGCAGCAUCUUCCAAGACAGAUGAGCCAAGGCCAAAGGAACCCCUACCCUCAAGUCAGUCAGUAUCAAGGUCCUCCUCAAGAUCUGGCAUCCAGGAGCCAAGCUCUCCAGAACAUCAGGGCUGCGCGUCUUCUCCAACAGCAGCAGCAGAACCAGCAGCACAUGGUCCAGAUGAGUUCUGUCCAGGGCCAGGGGGGCUCUGUAGGACCUCAGUCUGACAUGGGCCUACCGUACAGCACCCCGGGGUCCAACCAGGGUUCCCUUUACAGCCUCAACCCUUCCAUGAGCCAGAUGAUCCACCAGCAGCAACACCAGAGUCAAAGUGUACAAGUGUCCCUCGGUCUUACACAGCAGCACAACCCAGUCGGAGGACAGGCCCGGCAGGCAGGGGCAGGUCCUGGCGUCGGAGGAAUGCCUGGGGGCCCUGGAGGGAGCGGCGCUGGAGGGUACGCGGGGCAGGGGAUGUUGAUAAACCCCAUGGCUCAGCAAUCCCUCAAAGGCCCGACUAACGCCAAAGCCCAAGCACAAAGACUGCAAAGCAUGCUGGGAGGAGGAGCGGGUGGCGGAGGAAUGGCGGGUGGCGGCUGGCCACAGCAGCAAGGACAGAGUCUGCAGGGCAUGGGGGCAGGCGUUGUAAGGACUACAGGAGCUGGAGGGGACAUGAUCGGGUUUAGCUCAGGCCAGGGUUACGGCUUGCAGACGGGUCAGCCUCCACGCAUGGCCAAGCAACACUUUCAAGGGCCCGGCCAAGGAAUGGGGCAGGGGAUGGACCCCAGGGUGGGAAACCCGGCAGCGGGGAUGGGUGGCCCCAUUGGCACUCACAUGGGCGGACAGUCCAGGACCAACCAGUCUCGGCCCAUGGUCAUGAGCCAGGGAAUAAACCAAGGGGUUAUGGGCCCGGGGGUGACUGGAAUGGGGGGGUUCGGGCCAGGUCUCGGUGGGCCCGGGGGCGGAGGCGGACCUUACGGACCCGGGGGAGCAGGUGUAGGUAGUCAGACACAGGCCUACCAAAGGACAUCCAAUCAAGACAUGUCAUCCUAUGGAUAUGGGGGCGGGCCCUCCAGCGCAGGAGCCUUCGGAUUGGGCGAUGGAUCAGGGGCGGAGCUGGACUCAAGCGACGGUUGGAUGGAGGAGUUUUUCCCAAACCAAUAGCCAACGAGGAAACUGGAGACAAGUUUUUACUGGAUGAACUAAAACAAAAAACACUUUAGAUAAAAAUCUGAGACAAAAAGAAGUCAAUGUCGACUUAAGGCUGGCAUGUUUUGUUGAGUGAGGUUACAAAUUACGUGUGUGCGUGCGUGUGCGUGUGUGUUUGGGUGUGUUUGGGCGUGUGUGUGUGUGUGUGUGUGUGUGUGUGUGUGUGUGUGUGUGUGUGUGUGUGUGUGUGUGUGUGUGUGUGUGUGUGUGUGUGUGUGUGUGUGUGUGUGUGUGUGUGUGUGUGAGGGCUCAGAAAUCAUUUUGUCUCAUGCAUAAUAAUGAAAAUCCAUUUAGAGAUUUAAAAGUGUUUUUGCUAGUUUCCUUUUUUCCCAUCGGAAAGAAUUGCCGUGGAACCCGUUUAUGUCGACAACCCGUUUAUGUCGCCCAACUCAUCAAGACCCCAUCUUUUAUUCACAAGACAUGGCCGUCGACGUUGACAUACGUUGACGAACGCUUUUGUCGACACAAAAUUUAAUUAUGAUUACAUGGACAACCGCAUUGGCUAGUUUCACUUUCAAUUAUGUCGACAACAGCAACAGCUGGUUUUGCUUUCGAUCAUGGCGACAACCUCUUCUGGUGACAACCCUUUACGUCAACAUCCAAUUAUAUCGACAACCAAGUAUGUUGACAACCCCGAUAAAGAAAACCGCUUAUGUUGACAACCGCUUAUGCCGACAACCGCUGAUGUCGACAAUCCUUUACGUCAACAUCCAAUUAUAUCGACAACCAAGUAUGUUGACAACCCCUAAUACAGAAAACAACUUAUCAUCACAACCGCUGACGUCGACAACCCUUUACAUCAACAUCCAAUUAUAUUGACAACCAAGUAUGUUGACAACCCCCAUGUCGACAACCAAUUAUGUCGACAAUCCCAAUAUAGAAAACCGCUUAUGUUGACAACCGCUUAUGUUGACAACCGCUGACGUCAACAACCCUUUACGUCAAAACCCAAUUAUAUCGACAACCCCAAUAUAGAAAACCGCUUAUGUUGACAACCGCUCACGUCGACAACCCUUUAGGUCAACAUCCAAUUAUAUUGACAACCAAGUAUGUUGACAACCCCCAUGUCGACAACCAAUUAUGUUGAUAAUCCCAAUUAUGUAGAAAACUGCUUGUGUUGACAACCGCUCACGUCGACAACCCUUUAUGUCAACAUCCAAUUAUAUCGACAACCAAGUAUUUUGACAACCUCUAAUACAGAAAACAACUUAUGUUGACAACCGCUGACUUCGACAACCCUUUACAUCAACAUCCAAUUAUAUUGACAACCAAGUAUGUUGACAACCCCCAUGUCGACAACCAAUUAUGUCGACAAUCCCAAUAUAGAAAACCGCUUAUGUUGACAACCACUUAUGCUGACAUCCGCUGACGUCAACAAACCUUUAGGUCAACAUCCAAUUAUAUUGACAACCUCCAUGUCGACAACCAAUUAUGUCGACAAUCCCAAUUAUAUAGAAAACUGCUUGUGUUGACAACCGCUCACGUCGACAACCCUUUAUGUCAACAUCCAAUUAUAUCGACAACCAAGUAUUUUGACAACCUCUAAUACAGAAAACAACUUAUGUUGACAACCGCUGACUUCGACAACCCUUUACAUCAACAUCCAAUUAUAUUGACAACCAAGUAUGUUGACAACCCCCAUGUCGACAACCAAUUAUGUCGACAAUCCCAAUAUAGAAAACCGCUUAUGUUGACAACCACUUAUGCUGACAUCCGCUGACGUCAACAAACCUUUAGGUCAACAUCCAAUUAUAUUGACAACCUCCAUGUCGACAACCAAUUAUGUCGACAAUCCCAAUUAUAUAGAAAACUGCUUGUGUUGACAACCGCUCACGUCGACAACCCUUUACGUCAACAUCCAAUUAUAUCGACAACCAAGUAUUUUGACAACCCCUAAUUCAGAAAACACCUUAUGUUGACAACCGCUGACGUCGACAACCCUUUACAUCAACAUCCAAUUAUAUUGACAACCAAGUAUGUUGACAACCCCAUGUCGACAACCAAUUAUGUCGACAAUCCCAAUAUAGAAAACCGCUUAUGUUGACAACCGCUUACGUCGACAAUCCCAAAAUAGAAAACCGCUUAUGUUGACAACCGCUUACGUUGACAAAUCUUUACGUCGACAUCCUAUUAUAUCGACAAAUAAGAAUGCUGACAAUCCCCAACAUAGAAAACCGCUUAUGUUGACAACCGCUUAUGCCGACUACGCCUUCUGUCGAGGCGAGUCAGCCACUGAAAGGGUCGUAGACAUAAACGUGUUCCACGUUAUUCUGUGAAAGAAGCGUCAGUCAGGCUGAUGAGAGGAAGAACAAGUUUGUGCCUCCCAGCUCAGUGCUUCAGAUCUCUGCUGUGCGAGAGGAAGUGCAAAGUCCUCUCUGUCUUCUAUCACUUCCUGUCUUGGAAAUGCUCACACACACGCACGCACGCACGCACGCACACACACGCACACACACACAAAUAAUUAUCUUCAUUUGAUCUUUCUCUCAGCCUUCUUCUUCUCUCCAGAGAAUCUUUACUUGCUCUCAACACUCCUUUCACUGAUGAAAUAGCGAGGAAGACAACACAUUAUGUGUGUCAUAAAAAUAUGAUAAUAAUUUCAAUCUAAUUCAUUUUCUUAGGGCUUGCCUGCUUUUGUUAAGCAACCAAUGUUUUUUUUUCCUAAUUUUCUGAUGUACAGUAGAAGAAAAAGAAGGAAAGAACAGGCAGCUAAAAGCAAGCACAUGCAUACUGAAUACUGCAUAAAUUUAUAUACUGCAUAUAUUUAUAUACUGUAUAUUAGGGGUGUAACAGUACAUGAAGUCAUAAUCUGAUUUUUCGGUACAGAACAUUGGAUUUGGUUCAGAAGUGCACGGAGUACCUACAUGCUACACAUUAGAAAGUGACAAAUACAAUGAUACUGUGAUACUGUUUCAUGAUGGCGAGUCCCCACCUGCUGGAUUUAAAAAGUCACUACAUUUGACCUGCAAAUAAAAUUGAAUUUCAAUAUUUUUUUUAAAAGAGAAAAACAUUUUAUUAAAUAAAAACAUUUACCUUAAUUGCUGCUAUAAUAUAUGCAAGAAUAUAAGUACACAUAAGAAUGCCCCAACAGUCUAUGUAGGACAAACAUGACACAAACCUUCCUAAUUGUUAGAAAUCCACUGUUUGUAUUGCUUCACUGAUGAGAGUAUUUGGCGCGCGCUGUUUUGUCCUACUAAUUACAGCAGUCCUUGAACUCACCUGUAGUUUGUUUACAUGUAUAACUUUCUCCGACGCUGCCACAAAAAGACGUGUUUUAUGCCACCCCUUCUUUGUCUCAUUUUGUCCACCAAACUUUUUAUGCCGUGCGUGAAUGCACAAUAGUGAGCUUUGUUGAUGUUAUUUGUUGUUUGAGCGCUAAUCAGGCGUAUUUGAAUAGAAUAGAAUAUAUCUUUAUUGUCAUUGUACAUUUGUACAGCGAAAUUGUAAGCAAAACUAAUUUAGUGCAAAUUCAUAAUAACACAUAAAAACAUAAGAACAUAGAUAAAUAGAUUAAAAUACCAAGCACACAGCUCACAUGCACAGUUAUUCAUAUUUGGUCAGUGCAUGACUGCAAGUUAAUCGAUGCUAACAUGCUAUUUAGGCUGGCAUCAUUAUGCCUUUUUUGUAGGUACCGUAUAUAUCAACUCUACAUUAAUUUUACUUAUGUCCUCUGUUUAUAUCAUUUAUAUUUGCAAGACUCACGACACAUUAUCUGUAUGUAAUAUUGGCUGCAUUUCUCAUAGUUGUUUGUGUGCCGUGUUGUUCCGGACCACAGCAAACGUUACCCAGCUUGCAAAGAUUGUAAUGAAUCCACUAGAAGAAGACAGCCCGCGGUUUCCUUUAACUUGGACACACACAUCUAUACCUUUGGCCACUCUAAGCCAGUCAUUUCUAGGAGUUAUCUCACCCUCUGAGAAGCCUCCAUUUUAAUAAUGUUUUCCAAUGUUGUAAAAAUGUGUAGAAUAAAUAUUACAUUUCAACAUUUCUGUCAACGAAGAUUUGCGUCAGCCUGCGACAAAUACUCAUUUUGAUAGUAGGCUGACAUAGCUAAUAUAGACACUUACAUCAUGUGUUGUCUUCAUUAUAACACUUAUAUGAGACUUUUAAAGUCAUUUUGAUAGUAGGCUAAUAUAACUAAUAUAGACACUUACAUCAUGUGUUGUCUUCAUUAUACCACUUAUAUGAGACUUUUAAAGUCAUUUUGAUAGUAGGCUAAUAUAGACACUUAUAAAAUGUGUUGCUUUCAUUAUAACCCUUAUAAAAGGCGUUUAGUUUUUUGCCGCUCCAAACUAUAGUUUUUUUGUAUUUUUGGUCCAAUAUGGCUCUUUCAACAUUUAGGGUUGCCGACCCCUGAUUUCAAUCAUUGAUGGCGACAAAAAUCAACGUCAAACGCAGACGCGAUACUCCUCCGACUUCUUUUUGGUACAAGCCGUCACUGGUGAGUUCAGCAAACCCUCCUGGUGAACACAGUUCAUUGUCUAAAAACACCAUUAAUGAAUUACGACUAAAUACAUCGGUAGAUGUUACACUCAUUUGCUUUGUCACCUGUGAUACAAAGCUAAGAUUUUUUUUUGGUUUAACGUCUUAAAUGCACAAAAAGCAUCAUUGUUGGAAAGUAUUUUUACCACGUCCAUGGUGGUGGCUUUCCUUUUCUUUGACGCACUGCCAUCAGAAGAGUAUGCCUUAUCCUUGAAGGGCAAGAAAACACAUUAUAAAAUAUUUUUCUUCUUAAGCAUCAUUAACAGUUCAUGGGAGUGCGUUUGUUCAAAGUGGGUUUCUUCCUGUACUUAAAAUGAACCUAAGACCAAGCAAUGUACCGAAGCAUGAUUAUGGCGUACUGUUACAUAAUGUUUAGAGUAUAUACUUAUGUAUACACACACAAGCAAAGAGCAGAAGGAGCUGACAGCCUGUGAGGCACAAACGUGAUGACGUGAAAAAAUGCUGACUGGGCACUGAAUGUAUUUUAGCACCACAAGUGACUUCUUGGUUUAUGAAUCAUUUCAUCAAAGCCACUCUUGUUUGUUUCUGUGUACGAACGCUGGUUGUGUUUCUGUCCCGUUUUUUCCCAAACAAAUUAGCCUUAUUUCUUCUUGUAAAUGGCUUGUUCACUCCUACUGUCACACAGGAAAGACAAUAUUGUUGUUUGUAAAACUGCUGUGAAGACACAAGUUGUUGUCCCCCCCAAACGAAACCACUGCUCAGCCUUGACAUCCAUCGUAUCAAGUGGACGUCGAUCGGUUUUUUUUCAUCAAACUCUUUGAACUUUGAACUCACUUCCUGUUAGCGUAACGUUAUUUUGUUAAACACCUUCAGCUUCCCGCUUGUCGUAUAAACCGACCCUUUAAAUACAAACUUAGAAUGAAAAACUUUGAUUUAUGUCAGGACUUUACGCUACAGGGGUGGACGAAUACAUAUAACCGAUACUGAAGAUCAUCAAAUCAACAAUUGUGUGUUUUUUCCUCUAAUUUACAGUAUAUGGUCAAAUAGGACAAAAUUGAAUAAAUAAAUAGAUCUUUACCUCAUUACUUCUUCUUCAUAUCACGUCCCGCCAGUGGUCGUCCUCUCCAGGACACUUAUUUUACAAACAUGCGUCAGCUUUAAUGAAUGUAUUUUAUCUGUCAAACUCAGCUGUCAAAGUCAGUGGGCAGAUCUCGACACUUCCACUUGCCUGAGGAACUUGGACAAGACAAGUGGAGAAGUGUUGUUGAAUAUCUUGGUGUGAAAGUGCGGAAAUAACUCCGACAUCUCGAGUACAUUUCUCUACUUGAACUGCUCCAUGGUCUGGGUCAGCAGGUCUUGCUUCCACAUACCCCACAACAGGGGUCCCCAAACUUUUUGACUUGGGGGGCUGCAUUGGGUUAAAAAAAAUUAGCUGGGGGCCUGGACUGUAUAUGUAUAU